This is a messenger RNA of Cryptomeria japonica (Japanese cedar), 2608 nucleotides long. RefSeq lists its product as uncharacterized. Lineage: Eukaryota; Viridiplantae; Streptophyta; Pinopsida; Cupressales; Cupressaceae. Bases 208 to 2217 code for a protein of 669 amino acids. The record is from RefSeq and is a predicted model, not a curated record. The transcript is spliced from 6 exons.
GAUCGCAAAUCCAACUAAAUAUUUGCACCUGUCGAUCUUAAGUUUGAUACGGGCGUUGAAUCCUUAAUCAAUCUAUUUUUCAUAUACUAAAUGAACGAUUUAGAGCGUAGAAGUUACCAUCUGCAUUUUACGCCUUCUUCGACUCCAGGAGUUUUCUCAUCGAAUGGAAGCUGAUUUUAGUUUAAAAUCUUUACCAGGAUUAACGUGAUGAAUUGGAGGCAUUUUGUCAAAAAGGAGCUGGGCCAUAGCACAAAUAUUAAUUACCUCUCAACACCAAGGUUUCUACCACAUGGAUCAAUCACAAAAGAAGGAUACUCUUUUGCAAGACAAACUUUGCAAAACAUACAUGGGACUUGUAGAAAGCCAUCUUCAUUUGGGUUGCCUGAUGUGCUGGGAAAAAAAUUCAAGUUUCAGUGUUCGCAACAAAAGUCAUACUGGUGUGGGGUAGAACAGAAGUAUGGGAUUGUGUGGAAGCACUCUUAUAAACAGUGUUCUCUUUCAACACUUCUAAUUGUUUCCAGACUUAAAGUAGGUUUUUAUGGGGCACAGAGUUGGAAAGGGUUUUCUGUAUUAGCACAAAAUGCUGGCAUGACUUGCCAGGUUCAAUCUACAUGGACAAGAUUUUCAUUGACAUAUGGCAUUAGUUGGCCUAUGUUUCAACCCAUAAGCAGGAUUGCUCGUGCUGUGAGCUUUACAUGUUGUAGAUCAAAUAUUGCUUCUCGUGUCUUAGCUGUUAUUAUUGGACAGGCCUCCUUUGCACAGAGUGUGUUAGCUGAAUCAAAAACAAUGCAGACAUUUAAUCCUUGCAGCCCAGCAAAUAACAACUAUAACAUUUUGACCUCAUUUAUCUGGGCCAUCAUGGAAAGAUUCAUGUUACUUCUACGGAUACUGUACUUGAUGACUUUAUUUGCUCCAGCUGUUGCAAUGGCUCCCUUUGUAGACACUUUUGGAGGAAAUUAUAGGAAAUUAUGGAUACACAUUUUACAUUGCUCAUUGGAAAAAGCAGGUCCGGCUUUCAUCAAGUGGGGUCAAUGGGCGGCUACACGGCCAGACUUGUUUCCAAAUGAUAUUUGUGAUCAGCUGGCAAAACUGCAUUCAAAGGCUCCAGCACAUGGAUUUUCCCAUACAAAAAAGACUAUUGAAAGUGCUUUUGGUCACAGGCUUCAGGAUAUAUUUGAGGAUUUUGAAAUUGAGCCUGUAGCUUCUGGUAGUAUUGCCCAGGUACACAGGGCUGUGCUAAGAUUUCAGGGUCCAGGUCAGGAAGUAAAGCCUAUGAUAGUGGCUGUGAAAGUAAGACAUCCAGGAGUAAGGGAAGCAAUCAGUAGAGAUUUUAUGAUAAUAAAUUGGGUUGCAAAGGUUUCCAGUUUUCUGCCUACAUUACAAUGGUUAAGACUUGAUGAAAGUGUUCAACAAUUUGCUGUCUUUAUGUUGUCCCAAGUUGAUCUUGCAAGAGAAGCUGCACACUUGAGUCGAUUUCUUUACAACUUUCGUAAAUGGAAGGAUGUUUCUUUUCCAAAGCCAUUAUAUCCUCUUGUACAUCCAGCAGUUUUGGUAGAAACCUUCGAACAAGGUGAAAGUGUUGCACAUUAUGUCGAUCAACCAGAAGGAAACUAUGUUGUUAACAGUGCUCUUGCUAAUAUUGGCACAAACACUCUUCUUAAAAUGGUUCUGGUUGAUAAUUUCAUCCAUGCAGAUAUGCAUCCUGGAAAUAUUCUGGUUCGCAUGAGAUCAGAUUUACCUUCUAGUAAGCACCUUUUCCCAUGUAAGCCCCAUGUGGUCUUGCUGGAUGUAGGUAUGACUGCAGAGCUCUCUGAGAAUGACAGGCUGAAUAUGUUGGAGUUCUUCAAAGCUAUUGCAUUAAGGGAUGGUCAGGCAGUUGCAGAGUACACUUUGAAGUUUUCAAGACAUCAGACGUGUCCUGAUCCAGAUGCUUUCAUUAAGGAUGUUGAUUCUACAUUCAAAUUGUGGCGUACACCUGAAUGUAAAGUUUUACAUCAGUCAGAUUGCAUGCACAAGUUGCUUGAACAAGUGAGACGUCAUAGAGUGAAUAUUGAUGGAAAUGUAUGCACUGUGAUGGUGACGACAUUGGUCCUUGAGGGUUGGCAAAGGAAGUUAGAUCCAAGUUACGAUGCCAUAGAGACAUUACAGGCUCUAAUUUUGAAAGCUGAUUGGACUGAAUCUCUGUUGGAUACAAUUGGAGGUAUUGUGGCCCCAUAACAUUUUGUAACAGGGGGAUUGUGGUUUGCCAAAAUAUUUUACAGCAGAUGCAUUGAUGAUGCAUUUUGUAAUUCAGUUGAGUAGUCUUGGUAUAUUGAUGUGGUAACCUGUUAAGGCUACCACAUAAAUUAUAGAGGCAGUGAAAGCAUAAAUUUUGUUACGUGCAAAUAGGAUUUGUCAUCAUAAAAAAUAAAACCAUUGUUUCUUGUCCUAAAAUUUAUUCAGCCAUUGGUCUAUGAGAAAAACAAUCACGUACUAGGAAACUGCAUUCAAAUUUUGUUUGUAUCAUAUCCUCUUGGAGUCAAGAUUCUUUAGCAAACAACGUUUAGGCAUCAUGUCAUCCGUAUAUUUUGAUUCAUAUUCUUUAAAAACUUUGAGCACUUCUUUUUCA